AUGACUCGGCAGUCCUCCACACCCGUUCCUCCUGCUCCAGCGCCCAUGCCGACGCAGAUGAAAGUGUACCAUCGGAUCAAUGCUCUGCCGGAGGGGCCGUUGCCGCUAUACACUACGCCGCCGGGCCAGCCGACCUACGACUCGAGCUUGCUCGCUCCAGCUCGGUCGCAGGCAAUGUACUCGACAUACCCGUCGAGACUUCGCACAGGUGUGACCUCCAUGGUGCAGCCGGAGAUCAUCACGGGUGGGCCGAGGGAGCGAGAGGCGUUCUUGGCGGAGUACGAGAGGGAGAUGGGCGGCAAGCCGGGCUCGGGAGUCAGUACGCCGCGUUUCGACUCGCCCGCUCCGCGCUCGACAUUCCGGCCUGCUGUCACAGGUCGGCGCGGACGGACCGUCAACUACGUCGAUAAGGGGUCAGACGAGGACUCGGACUCGUCCCUGUCCGAGCUGGGAAGUGAGGAUGAGGAUAGCGGGAAGCGGGCGAGGAAGCGGGAUCAGCCGCUGGAUGUGCAGUCUAUGCAGAGGCUUAGCCGGCUGAAGCGGAAGAAGGACGAGAUGGACAAGGGCUGGACGUGGCUGGGCGAUCGGACACCGGCGGAUAAAGUCAGCUCGAGCUAUGUAAAGGGACCGAAGCAUAGGUACUACUCCGAGGAACAACUGGAACAGGCCAACCAGCCAGAGGUGCUCAUUCCCAUCACGAUUGAUCUGGAUGUUGCCGGUCGGAAUGCGGAGCAGGGAAACAUCAAGAUCAGGGAUAGGUUCUUGUGGAACGUAAAUGAUACCCUCCUCGACCCGCAGGCCUUUGCAGCGACUUUUGUCAGCGACCUCACCAUCCCCUCUGAAAACACUGGAAUCAUCGCCGAACUUAUUCGAACCCAAAUUGAAGAGGCGCAGUCGCUCGUCUCGGUCAAUAUCGCGGACAAGGAGGCGUCUGAGGCGGAGAUUACGUUUCAGGAGGAGGACGAAGAUAAGGAUGAGGGUGUGGCAGAAGAUGAGGCGAUAGACUGGAAGGAGGCGGAUUGUCGGGUCAUCCUGAAUCUCGACCUCCAAAUCUCGACCCAGAUCCUACGGGACCGCAUCGAGUGGGACCUCUCAUCCACCCUCCCUCCAUCUCAAUUCGCAGCCGCCUACGCCCGCGACCUCGGCCUGUCAGGCGAAGCCAUCCCUCUCAUCGCUCAUGCCAUCACCGAGGAAAUCCACCGGCACAAAAAGGACGCUCUGGACUUGCGUCUCUUCCGCGCGACCCACCCCACCGAGCAGGCCAAGUGGGAGAAGUCGCUCGGGGGUGUGCCGAGGGUCAAUAAUAGGACGGGGGCGAAGGAGCUCAAGGGGGUAUGGAGGGACUGGUUUGAGCGGGAAGAGUUUGGGCCGGUAUUGAUGGAUCUGUCGCUGGAGGAGAUGGAGAGGAGGGAGGUGGAGCGGAAUAGGGAGCAGAGGAGGAUCAUGCGCGGGAUGCUGGGGAAGAGGAGGAGGUAG
This is a messenger RNA of Dioszegia hungarica, 1476 nucleotides long. RefSeq lists its product as uncharacterized. The record is from RefSeq and is a predicted model, not a curated record. The coding region runs from base 1 to 1476 and encodes 491 amino acids. Gene Ontology annotation, biological process: regulation of transcription by RNA polymerase II; chromatin remodeling. Gene Ontology annotation, cellular component: nucleus; nuclear chromosome. NCBI's taxonomy places the organism in Eukaryota, Fungi, Basidiomycota, Tremellomycetes, Tremellales, Bulleribasidiaceae. The transcript is spliced from 4 exons. Gene Ontology annotation, molecular function: transcription coregulator activity.